This is a messenger RNA of Plasmodium relictum, 846 nucleotides long. Its product is annotated as conserved Plasmodium protein, unknown function. Bases 1 to 846 code for a protein of 281 amino acids. The transcript has a single exon. The record is from RefSeq and is a predicted model, not a curated record. NCBI's taxonomy places the organism in Eukaryota, Apicomplexa, Aconoidasida, Haemosporida, Plasmodiidae.
AUGGAUAAUCAGAUAAAAUUUUUAUUAAAAAAUAUUAAAAAUAAUUUAAUAGAAAAGAUACUUCUACCGAAAGAAAAGAUAGAUGUAAAAUAUGCAAUAAAUAUAAUGAAAAUUAAAAUAAAAAAACAUAUUGAAUUAAAUAAUAAUUUUUUAGUGUUAUUUGAAAAAUUGGUUGAACAUUUAUUAAAUUUAAAUAAUACAGUUUUUAAUUUUAAAAUAACAAAAAAUAAUAAUGAUGUGCUAUGCGGAGAUGAAUUUUUAAAAAAAAAAGAGAAGGAGAAAUUUUUAAAAGAUAAAUUAAGAAAUGUGGAAAAUAUAAUUAAAAACAUAGCAAUAACAUUUGUAGAUUUUCAUAAUAACAGCAAGAUAUUAAAAGAAUUAUAUUUGUUCUUUUAUGUAUUUAUAUAUAAAUUUUCUUUUGAUACAAAUAUGUUAAAGAGUUACUUAUACAGUAAUAAUGAAAUAAAAAAUAGCAGUCAAAAAAAAAUAAGUAACGACACCAGUGCUUUUAUUUCUUUAAAUAAAAUAUGCGAAUAUGAAUUUAUACAUUUUUUCUCAAAAAAUGAAUUUCUAACUAAAUUUUAUUCAGACAAGGAUAUGAAUAAGAUUAUAAAAAUAUAUCUUUAUAAUAACUUAAAUUUUAAUUUUUUAAAAGAAAUUCAAGUUUUUUUUUUGUUAACUACUAUUUUGUAUUAUAUUGAAAAUGAUUUAAAACUAAAAAUAAACAUUUAUAAUUUAGCGAUAAAUAGUGCUUAUACACAUACAAUAAAUAUAAAAAAAUAUAUUUUAAUUCUUUCAUAUAAUUCAUAUAUAUGUACAAUGAAAAAAUUAUCAAACAUAUUUUAA